UUUCCGUAGAAUGAAAGUGAGGAGUACACCAACUCAACUUUGUGUUGCCAUGACCGGUCUUAGUCAAAUUAAGCAGCAGUUACUAAGAGAUGUUGGAUUUAGAGCUUUAUUAGGGUUUAAUAUAAGUUCUUUACCAGGAAGGUUGGUAUACUAUGUAGUUUGACAGUUUUGAUCCGGAAAAAUAUGGUUAUUAAGACUGCUAAGGGUGAUAUUGCUUGUGAUAGAGACGCGGUAUAUGACGUCUUUGGAAUUACAAAGGGUGAGACUGUGAUACUCUAUACUCCAUCACUUGAGAAAUCCGAUUUUGUUACCUUAUGGUCGAAACAGUUUCAAGUUAGUAGCAAAUUUGUUAGGAAUAAGAUGGUAUCUUCUAGGAUUACGGGGGAUUUUCCGGCAGACAAGGUUUUUAUAAUGAAUGUGCUCAUGCUUUUUGUGAAUACAAUGGUGAUAUCAUCGGGCAAUAGAUAUAAUCUUGAUGUGUUGCAUCAUGUUGACCUUGAUGUUGAUCUGCGGUCCUAUGAUUGGUGUGGUUUUGUGUUACAUUAUUUGAAGUUAAGUAAGCAAUACUGGGAUCGGAACUCUCCAUAUCGUAAUCCUUAUUAUGGACCUGCAACCUUUCUUUGUUUGUUGUAUCUAGACCGCACAAAAUGUGACUCUCUCCCUGUCAUUAGAGAGCGUCCCAUAUUCAAGAAUUUGGUUGGUUUGAUGAAGGCUAGGGAAAACAAAGAAGUUGCAAUGUGUUCAUUUGGGCAGUUGGAUCUUUUUCCCAUUGUUAGUGAAAAGGAAAAAGAAGAUGAGGGAUUUUUUGCAAAUGAUGAACUGAAGCAUGUCAGUAGUUAUUCGAAAGAGGUAUUAUUAUUGUGA
Molecule: messenger RNA, 864 nt
Organism: Erigeron canadensis
Lineage: Eukaryota; Viridiplantae; Streptophyta; Magnoliopsida; Asterales; Asteraceae
Exons: 2
Coding region: 184-864 (226 amino acids)
Source: RefSeq, a predicted model, not a curated record